UUUGGCGGGAUGUGGUUAAAAUACGAACUUAGAACUUCUCCUAAUUUGCUCUACCAAAAAAGUCUGUAAUGAAUAACACAGCCGUAGAGAAGAAACGUCCACCGCCCGUGAAAGUGUUGUCCGGUCAGCUGAGGACGGCGCAGAAACGGGAGACCGCAGACGGCGGGGAUGGGGUUCUUAUCAAGCUGGGAAAGGGUCGCACUCUGCUGGUCUCACUGGUGUGGAUGCAGGGGACGGUGCUGGAGGUCCAGCUGGACAGAAACACCGUGCUGCUGAUGGAUGAGACGGGGACUUUUGCUGUUCAUGGUGUCAACAACAUCCCCAAAGGAAAACCGUGUUUGUCUCAAGGCAAAUAUGUCAUGGUGAUGGGUGUCAUUGUGGCCAUCUCCCCGGAGCCAGUCAUCCGCGCCGUGAAAAUGGCAGACCUCUCUGAGCUUUCUGCGCUUCACAGACGGAUGUGGAAGCUGGAGGUGGAGGAGCUGCAGCGGCUGUUGGUCUGAAUGUGGAGUAAAAAACCUGCUGCUGUCGAGUGUGCCCGUCUGUAUUUGAGGUAUAAAGCAUAAUUCUCAACUAAAGGGAAACCUCACAGGACUGAACAGAGGAUUUGCCUGGCUGGCACAGAAAUGUUAGCGUAGUAAUGAUGUAAAUAUGACAAGGACUCUUAUAUGAGAUAUCAGUAUCUAUGCUUUACUGUGUGAUGUUUAAAUAGCUCAUGUAUCCCACUUGAAAAGAUGUGCUGGAUUUACAGUUCUGAGAGUUUCCAACAGGUCACUGCAGAAGUGACCCUACUCUGAAAAUUCUUGACACAUGGUUAUCCAGCUGGAGGAAUAAGCUCUACAGUAAUCUUCCUUAAAUUAUUUCCCUCCAUAAUUAACUUGCUUUUGCUUGGGGAGAAAAGAAACACCAAGGGCAUGCUGUAUCUUUAACUUAUCUUACAAAAUGGCUCAUUAGAUUAUCAUCUGAAAUCAAUUAAGACAUGAUGCCAGAUGGUUUAACAAGUAUUUAAUAAAGGCAAUGCUGAUUUUCAAAAAUACUGAUGCUUUUCUUCACUAAAAUCUGGGAUAGCAGUUCAGAAAAGUGUUUGGUUUUUUGCCUGUGACAUUGAAAAGGGGUGAAAUUAAGUAUAUUUUCUGUUGUGCGCAAAGUUUGAAUUUAGGUUCUUAUGCUUCAUUUGAACUUAGUCAUUUCUUCUCCUGUAUGGCCAAAGGAAACUGCAUGUUGUUGAUCUUACACAGAGAUGGACUUAAAGCUCAUUCAUUGGGGAUUAGUAUCAAA
This is a messenger RNA of Cheilinus undulatus (humphead wrasse), 1275 nucleotides long. RefSeq names its product RecQ mediated genome instability 2 (gene rmi2). Gene Ontology annotation, biological process: negative regulation of double-strand break repair via homologous recombination; DNA repair; regulation of sister chromatid segregation. The record is from RefSeq and is a predicted model, not a curated record. Bases 69 to 500 code for a protein of 143 amino acids. Lineage: Eukaryota; Metazoa; Chordata; Actinopteri; Labriformes; Labridae. The transcript is spliced from 2 exons. Gene Ontology annotation, cellular component: cytosol; nuclear speck.